AUGACUGUGACGGCGACUGCUGCGACGACAGCAACUGUGACGAUAGUGGUGGUGGUGGCGGUAACGGUGGUGGAGCCGACGGCGACGGUGGAGGCGGCGGCGGUGGCAGCCACGACGGCUGUAGUGAAUCUCAAGGGUUCGUCGUCGUCGUCGUCGUCGUCGUCGUUAUCAUCAUCAUCAUCAUCGACAAGAUCGGCCUACAACCAGCUGGACUGGACGGCCUCGAGAGUUUUCGCUGUAAGGCCGGGGGUUGUGGGGGUCACCACGGGGGCGGGGGUGGGUUUGCCCCUGCUUCUUCUCGUCGUCGCUGUCCUUGGCAAUCAAACGUGCACGACGACGGCUGCGCCGGUGGUGUCCGAUCCGCACGUGUCCCUCGACGCUACGCCUCCUCGUCUUCCGCCUCGAUCAACGUUCGACCGUUCAUCGUCGUCGUCGUCAUCGUCAUCGUCGUCGUCAUCAUCGUCAUCGUCGUCGUCCUUGUCUUCCUUUCGAAGAGCCACCCGCCGAUUUUCCAACCUCCACCCGGAAAAUCCAUCGCACAAUCGUUCCUCGAAGGGAGAAUUGGAUUAUCGCGAGCAACUACCUUCCCCAUCAGCCGAACGAGAAGACGGUCUGGAUAGGAGUCGGUUGCUCUCUCCCUGGGAACAAACGACAAUCGAUCCAUCCAUCGGAAGAACGGAUUCUUCUUCCCCUGCAAGAGGAAGAGGAGGUGAAGGGGGCGGAAGAGGAGGAAGAGGAGGAGGAGGAGGUCUGGCUCACGAGAGGACCAAGUCGAGACGGCGGCAGGUUGCCGCGGCAGGGUCGCUCGAUGAUCGAGGAUCAACUACUCUAAGCCUCGUUCAACCGUACUGGCUGCCGACGAGAUUCUCUCGUCCCCGUUACACGGAACGAUCUUCAACCCUCGUCGAUAGGAUCAAACCGGAGCGUCGCCACGGUGGUGGCACCGUUUCGUUCCCUGCAACAACCGGAGCAACUAUCGGUGGUGGUGGUGACUCGACGUCGUCGAGUCUCGAGGACUCGACUGUCGGUGAGAAUCACUGGGACGAGAAUCACUCGACAACCACGGCGACUACAAAGGCUACGACGACGACGACGAAGAGGAGAAGGGUGACCACGGUACCUGUCCCUUGGACUACAGCUCCGUAUCGUUCGAUUCAUCGAACUGUGCCGUGGGACGACGAAAGUGAAAAUUCGGAUAGAUCCGCGGGAAGACGCGACACGAAGGCGAAAGACGAAGAAAGGGAGAAGAUUGGCACCCCGUCUCGCAAAGACGGGGCCAGGUUUGUGUUCGGGGGGGGCGGCGGUGGUGGUGAGGUAAAAGGUGGUGGUGGUGGUGUCGUCGAGUGGACCACAACAGUCGCCAGGCCGAUGUCAGCGUGGUCGUAUCCUGAAGAUGAGGAGUCGGGAGCUGGAAGCGUAAGGACACGCCCGAGCCCGGAAGAGGCGGCGAGCGAGGACGAGGAGGCCGAGAGUGGCGAGGAACAGGUCAAGGUCGCGGUGUCGCACCCCAAAGGCUCGUCGUCCACGUCGACCACGGCUAGGACUACGUUGCCAACGACGACGACGACGACGACGACGACGCAGUUGCCACCGCCGAGUCAAGAUACCUCUAUGGAAGCACUGAACGCGAGUAGCUACAUAGUGUCAGUGGUGCUCGUCCUGAUAGUCGGAGCACUGGUGGGUGUCUUUGCGACGGUAUCGCAUCAUCUUCAUCAUCGUAGGCUGCUACUGCACGAGCCUGCUUCCGCCUCGAUCUUGCACCACCAUCGGCAUCAUCAUCACCGCCAUCAUCAUCAUCAUCAUCAUCGCGAGGAACUUCCGGCGUCGCACCAACGACGCCUCCUGCUGCAGGACCACCACCGUCAUCCUGGGACGCCGAUGCUGUCGGUGAGCCCAGGAAUGGAGCGCAACGGCCUCAGCGGUGGACUCGAGGAUGAUCCAAGCGGAGGUGGUGGUGUAGGCGGGGUUGGUAACGGCGGCGAAGGAGCCACCGAUAGUAUACAGGAAGUGAUGGUCGCCGCUGCAAGGGAUCGGGCGAUUCGCGCCGGAAGUGUCCGCCAGGACCUCGCCCUCGACCUACCCCCACGGCUUCAGCUUCCGGAUGGCGAGGAACGUCCGUACGGAGCGCAUACCGCUCUUCACCUGCGCGAUCCUGAGCAGGAGAGCGAGAUAUACCAGAAAUGCGUUCGACCGCCCCCGAACCGGACUGUAUUCGACAGCGAGAGCCCGCCGCCUUACCGAAGCCAGUCCGCGUUGCUGGACGCGCCUGAACGGCUGGUCCGGUGUCACAGCGCGGGCAGCUCCCUGUUGAAGGUAUUCCGAAAGUCCUCCAAUCCUAGCAGUUCGACGCCAGCAGUGGUGGUUCCGCCCAGAAGACCCACCUUGUCCAGUUAUUCCGAGUCCAGUAGCAACCUGAGCAACCUGUCCAGCCUAACAGUGGUCCCGUGCGAGACUGACGAGGGUCAGCAGCAGCAACAACAGCAUCAUCAUCAUUAUCAUCAUCAUCAUCACCAUCAUCACCAUCAUCAUCAUCAUCAACAACAUCAGCAAGAACAUCAGCAACAAACGUCGUCUCAUCAUCAGCCACCGAACGUCUGAUCCGAGGCACGGCCGAGAAGGAGAGCACUCGAAGCCGCAACGACCUCGAGGAGCAACGAGUUCCUCGAGGUCGACGGACGGCGGAGGAUCUCGUGGAAGCGGCGGCAUCGUGUCCCAGUCAAACAACGAGAAAAGACAGAGGAACGGGUCGACGACACCCGGCACAAGGACGACAGUGUUGUAUUCAAGACUGGGGCAGAGGUCGUCGUGCUUGUUCUACCCUCCUCGAGAAUCCUCGACCCGUCGAGGAUCCCUCAAGACUGACUCGCAGGAGAAACGUUGGUACGGGUUCGGCCAGCUGACGAUGAUACCGCCUCGUUAUCGCGUGGACGACGGGCUUUUGAAUCGCAGCCGAGCGCGCGGAGAAUCUCGCCGACAAACACCGGCCGAGAGGAGAAGAGAGGGUCGAAUUCGAAGGGAUGAUUCUCCUUCUCCUCCUUCUCCGCCGUAUAUAUCACACUCCUUGUAACGCUGGUGUAGCUGUUGGAUCCUCCAUUUGGAGGCCCGCUGGAUGGCCCUCCAGCUGGUUCUUUUUUCGGGAGUGGAGCGCCCUCUAACCCGCGAGCUGAGCGAGAAAACGGGACACACGAGAAGAAGAACGAGACGAGGAAGACACAAGGCUGCGUUCGUGGGUCGGUAACCUUCGGUGCUUCAGGUGCUCGAUACCUAAUGUAAUGUGGCAAUCCCUACAUGGCCAGUCUCUAGCUUAGAUCUCAGACGAUUCCAAAGUAACGUAGACGAGAAAGGGUUAGUUCUAUUAAAUGUAGCUGAAAGGAGACGAAGAAUCCUUACGAGAACGAGGGACGGUAAGAAGGUAAUAAGGGAGUGAAUAAUAAAAAGAGAAUAUAGGAGAAUGAAGGAGAUUGAUAAGAGAGGCCUAUUUAAGCGAGAUGAAUAAAAAAACGAAUUAUCGAAGGCACCACCACUCACGAACUGGAGUUCGUAUUGGAAAGACUGACGUGUGUCCUCCGAGGAAUAAAGCACCUAGCGUCGAUGUCGAGAAGAAAGGGUGAUAUUACGAGAGAAGAGUGAUGCAGGAACGGCCAACGAAUGUAGCUGAUGAAUACGCAUUUGUAGUGAUUAGAAAAGCCGCCAGAGUGCGCCAUUGCUGCCGACCCACACGCAACACCACACCGAUCAACGUGACGUAAUUUCUGAUCAUCGAGUAUAUAUGUAUAUGUAUAUGUACAUGUAUAUGUAUAUCGUUUUUUGGAAGUUUGUUUCGCUGCGAAAAAGACUUAGUAAAUUAUUUAUUGGCGAUAAUUCGCGAGAGAAUGAGAGAGAGAGAGAGUGAUUCGCGCGAUGGAAGCGGAAACGUGGAGGAAGCGGAUGAAUCCGCCACACGAUAUAGAAUAAAAUGAAUGUAUUGAAUGAUGCGUCGUUAUUGCGUGUGUGCGUGUAAUAUCGAGUAUGAAUGCAAGAAUAAAGAGAGAGAUCCACGUGAAACGGAUCUCAGGGGAAGAGAGAGAAUUGGAAAAGAAUAUAUGGAAGUUGGUCUUUACGAAAAAAAGGAGGAUAGAAAUAUCAUUGAGGGCAAGGGUGGAAAGAGAGGGAUUCUCUGAACGAUAAAUGGCGCGAUUCCGUAGUGUAUAAGUGAUAAUGAAACGAGAUGGAAACGAAUGAUGGAGUGAGAGAGAGAGAAAGAGAGAGAGAGAAAGAGAGAAAGAGAGCGAUGGAGGAAAAGUAGUGCCAAGAGCGUAAAGAAAAAAAGAGGAAGAAGAAAAAGAAGAGGAAAACAAGAAGACGAUGAUGAUAAUGGUGAAAAAAAAACUCUGUAAAUAUUAGGUUAGGUAGUUCAAUAUCAAUAUAAUUAUUACGACUAAAAAUGAUAUGCUCUAUAUACUUGAUUAAAAAGUAAUUAAACAUUACACCACGCAUAAACACGAGUUGGACGGGCCGUACGAAAUCGCCCUGGGACACGCGUUACGCUUUUCGACGAGGCCUCCGUGAGAAUUAUAGAUGAGAAAGAAGGGGGAAAAAAAAAGGAACAAGAAAAGAAUCGUUUCGAGCAUUGCGAUCGAUCCGUUUCGAUUUUUUUCUAAUCAACGACGAACAGGGAAUGAGAGAAAGAUACAGAAAGAGAGAGAGAGAGAAAGAAAAGACUGUUCGUCUCUUCGCGUUCAUCGAUCCCAUCGUUUCCUCGACCCCUCCUCUUUUUUUUCCCCUGUCGAGGAGGAAGAGAAACACUGAUCGAAGCUUUCGGACUGUUUUUGCAUUGAGCAAGAGAGCGGCACGGUUCCUCUCUCGACGCGAAAACAGAUCAGGUAUUCACGUUUUAGUGAUUGGUAACGAAUCGAAGUCACAGGGGAGUGGUACGAUCGAGUCGCAUGAACAGAAGGAAAACUGAUAAAAGUGAAGAUCGAUCGGUGUUCGUUCGCGAUGCUCGGAUCUCUGCUGCCGCGUCUCGCCGUGUUUCGAAUGGCUCGCACGAUGUCUGAUAUAAACGCUACUUUAUUAUUAUUCAGAUAGAUAAGGCUUCAGUUUUCUGACGAAAAAAAAAAAGAAAAAAAAAUAAAAAUAAAAAUAGGACGAGAUCUGCCUUGACGACGAACCGAGUGUCGACGACCGGCUUCGUUUCCCCAUUUUUGCUCGGAUACAACCGUCGAAACGAUCGAGGUUUCAGCUCAGAUCGCCUUGGAGGAUUCUUUUGGGAAUGAACGUUAGGGUUUAUGGAUAACUUGUUUAGAUUUAAAUAUGCCUAAUGAUGUGUUAGGUGUAUCGUUAGACGUAUUACUAUUAAUUAGGCGUGCCAUCGGGUACGUCAUCUACAGUGUUCCUGAGAACUUUUUUCUCGAAGAAAAAAAAAAAAAGAAAGGAUGGAAAGUUUGGUAAAGAAAAAAAGUAAAAUAAUAAAAGAAAAUUAUUUUCUAAGCACGGUACCUGUAUGUACCAAGUAGAUUUCCAACUCAGCAUCGUAUGCUUCGGAUUUUUUACUCGAUAGCCAUGACAUUGUUAAUUUAAGAUAGACUUUCGUAUAUAGAUUGUUAUUAGGGAUGUGACGGUAAAAAUAUCGAAAUCGUUGGAAACUCGAAAAAUUUUCGAGUCCUCGAUCUUUGAAUUUUUUGUUAUUUUUGUGAUUCGAAAUUCUCGAAAUCUAAAUGAAUUUAUAUUCAGAAUUUAUAUUCUUUUAAUUAGACUGUUUUAAUUAAAAAUGAUGAUUCGUUUUGAUUAGAAAAACGACUAAUAUUAUUAAUUUAUUAAUUUUCAUUCUUAAUAAAAUUAGACAUUUUUUAGAAAGGAAAGGAAGGAAAAAUAUAAAUUAAGUUCUAGAUUUCGAGAAUUUCGAAUCUCUAAAAAAUUUCAAAAUACAAAAUUUCACAACAAUUUCCAAAAAUCAGAUUUCGAUCCAUCUCUAAUUAUCAUAUACGAAAGUGAAAAGAUUUGACAAAGAGGAGAGAGUUUGAGAGAUUAAUGCUUUCCUGCAAUCGAAAGAGACUCAGCGUACUUUUUUACAACUUUGAUAUUUUUCUCGAAAGCGACAAAAUGAAAUACGUAAAAGAAAAAAAAAAAAGAAAUAGUAUUUUUAUUGAAAUUAUCUUUCAACGUAGACAUUUACGCGCUACGCUAAUUUCUCUUUAUAAAAUACGAUCACCAGAAAGGCCUUCGACACCUCGAUAAAGUACAAUCUUCUUACCAAAUACAAAAGUAUUGGAUUCCCAUGGCGAUCUGACAGAAACAUUUUUUCUCCCCAAAAUCUACAAAAUUAUUUAACUCGUUUCAAUCCGUAUUACAAUUAUAAUUAAUCGAUCCAUUAAAAAAUAUAUAUAUAUGAAUUUGCAAAAAAAAGAAAGAAAUUGAUAAACACUAUAUUCGAACACGAUAGGCGUGUAAACGAGCAAAAUGGCGGUAUCGACUUCGGUUCUCGAUCUCGGGACAGAGCGAAACUACUGAAGUAUCUCAUGAGAAGUCACCAAUUAUUGUAAUACUUAAAAAAAGAAAAAAAAAAAGAACCGUAUCGACGAAGGGGUCAAAUUGCAAACGAAUCACCGACACUUUUCUUUUUCUCGAUUCUCGUGUCGCCUAAAAAAUUUACCAUUUUUGUUCCACGAACAAAACGAAAAUUCCUGCAAAUAAGUCUCGACGGAAUCCUCCAUUUUAUUCCGUGAAAUAAUUUUCUCGAAUAGCUCCGUUCGAGAUUAAAACGAACUUUGAAGUAGAUCCUUAGAGAGCGAGACGAGAAUCGAAAAGGAAAUAGAAAUGUAAAAAGCGACCAUUAAAGAGGCACCGUUUUGGCGUUGAAUGUGUACACUACUGGCCAUAAAUGUCAAAUUUAGUUUUUUUUUUUUUUUUUGGAAAAACGAAACUUCAACUAAAUAUCAUUUUAUUUUCUUCAUAAAUGCUAAAUUUAUGUCUUGAAAAAAUAUUAGGAAAUUUCACAAGACAAAAUUUAGUAGAUGAUAUUAGUAGUAUUAAAAAGAAUUUCAAAUAUUUAUUUUGUUACCUGAUAAUGAUACCUUGCAAGGUAUGUCGUCCUUUGCAACGAUAAAAUAAUAAUAAUAAUUUAAAUUAAUUGUCUUAAAAAAAUUUAUGGCCAGUAUUGUGCGUAUUAUAAAAGAAAAAAAGAAGAAUAAAAAGAUAAAGGAAAAAAAAAACCAAUGCCGAUGAAAAAAGCGUAUAAAGUCGAUUUUAUGCGUGUACACGUAUAAAUUCUCGCGCGUAUACGUGUACGCACAUACGAGAGCAAUGAAGUUGGAGAAAAUUAUGUCCGGGCAGUUCUACACACGACACUCGUGGUCCCAUGGACCGCGAAAAGAGACGCAAGCUCUUUUCCAUCGUUAAAAGGGGGAAAAAAAAAAAAGGAAAAAUGUGUUCACGCGCAUGCAAUAUUAGGUGAUGAAGAUUAAUCGUAUAUCUCUAUGUAAAGAAAAAAAAGAAAGAAAGAAAGAAGCAUUAUUAAAAAGAAAAAGAAAACAUAAAAACAAGUGGUAAAAGAUGGCGAAGUCAAAGAGAAAAGGAAGAAAAGUACAUACGGGAAUUAAAAAAAGAAACGAGAGAGAAAGAGAGGGAAGUAUUGAGAGAGAGAGAGACAGAGAGAAAGGGGGAGAGAGUGAGAUGCAAAGGACGAACAAUAGCGGACUAACGAGAGAGAGAGAGCAAUCGGCGAGAAGACGUGAUGGAGUGAUCGUAUGUAUGUGUGUGUAUCUGCGUGUAUGUCUGAUUGCGCUUAUGCAUGUGUGAGUGAGAGGAAAAGAGAUAAAUCGUAUAAGAGAGAGAAAGAGAGAGAGAGAAAGAUACGAAAGAUGCGACUAAAUCCAAAAAAUAAUAAUAAUAAUAUUAAUAAUAAUAAUAAUAAUAAUAGUAAUAAUAAUAAUGGGUCUUGUGCAAGCCUCGAUUUAAAUUAAAAAAAAAAAAGAGAAAAAAAAAAGAAAAAAAAUGAUAAAAGAGAAAGAAGAAUACUGUUAUCGACUUAGAUCGAAUUUUUUAAGGGCCAUCGCCGGAGCGAAAUUUCUAGGGAAAAGAUAAAAAGAGAGAAAGAAUGAAAAGCGAGAAAGUGAAAAAUGAUAUAUAAAAAAGCGUUUACUUACGCGAAUUUGUGAUUUUAUGUUCCGCGCGUGGCGAGGCGAUUAUUAAUUGAAUUUCUUAGCGAGCACGAUUUUAAAUAAUUAAAUUCGUGGUGUGUAUCGCGGUUUUAAAACGAUUUGUUAGAGCGGACGCUCGAGCUUUCAUUAGGCGAUCCAGCUGGAGCAACGAGAUCGAUGAUCUAUUGUGGCCUUUCGUUGAAAAUCACCGGCAAUCGGGGCUGUGUGGGACGACAAAGGGCUGGCUUGGCCUUGUCGUUACUGGAAAAUGAAAAGAAGAACGAUAGAAAAAGGAAAGAAAGGACACGUUCCAUUUUUUAAAGAUUGCAAUUUUGAGGCGUACUUCAGAGUUUACCAAUCGAACGAACUGGCUUAGCUCGUAUUAUCGAUAAAAUUAUGACUACUGACUGAUAACAGUCUCAAAAGUUAUUCGAUUUAGUCAUUACUUUCUUUCGAUAAUAAUCGGAUUAGGAUCAAUUAGAUAUAUUUUAGGGAAGAAGGAUAUAUCAACUUAGUCUAUAGAGAAAAUUUUCCUUCUCCGUAGCAAAUAUAGUGGAAUUUCAUUUACUUCAAUUUUAAUAAUAUAGAGGAACGAAAUUUUAUUUAUCUUUAAUUAAUUGAAAAAUUAAAAAAGAAAAAAAGACGACAAUUUUGAAAAAAUUGGAAAAAUUUGAAGGAAGAAAUUGUCACAAUUUAAAAUUCUUUUCAAAAUCUUAAAUCCUACUAAGGACUACUAUAAAAGAACAAAUUUUUUCAUUGCUAAAUUGGAAUAAUUACAACUUCAAACAAGUUUGUUCCUCGACGAUAGAAUCGCACAAAUGUAAUUCCACUAUAAUAAAAGAUCGAAACAAAGGAUUAAAGCAUGUUCGUUUCUCAUCAUUUUUAAGUACGUCUUGUCGGAAGCGUCCAGUUGCUCGGAUUGAUCAUUAAUCCAAAUCGAUCCUCGCAUAUCGCUUAGUAAAACAUUCGAGCGUUUCGAUUCAUUGGCCCAGUGAUCAAACUUCUUCGUCAAUCUGGCCCGCUUCCGGUCCAUCUAGUCAUGCUGAGCCCUGUCGGAUGAUAAAAUCGAUCGGUCGUUUCAUCGAUAAUUUUUCUCGCGGAUCUCGAAUUACAUUAGGAUCCAUUUUACUUAGGCGCGAUUGUGAUUUCACGAGGUGUUCCAAAAUUCGCGGAGCUUUCCGCGUCCGCCAUUUUCUAACGCGAAGGUUACGAAAUUCGACGUUAUAUUUAUCGGGUUUCCCUCGAAUUUGUAAUUAUUGUCGUAUUGUCGAUAAGAUUGGUGUGUCUAGUCCACCAUGGCGAGAAAAGAAAAAAAAAAAUAAUAAAAAUAUGGCGAAUCAAGAUGGCGUUUCGAUGCUCCAUCAUCAUCGAUUCAAACCCCGGAUGUUAUCAUUUCGUUGUUUCUUCGAUCAAGUUGGAGCAACGAAAAAGCCAUUUAUUCCGAUUCCCUUCAUCGCCGUGGUACGUAAAUUAUAUUCUUUUUUUUCAUUUGUUUACGUUGUUAGAUAAUCGAAAAAGAAGAAAAAAAAGGAGAUAAUCGAUAGAUCGAGAUAGAAAGAGUUGUGAAAACGAAUCAAUAAUGCACACAGACCCGCAGACUGAUAUGGAUGCAAAUCUGAGAAUCAAAAUUUAAACGACCGUCUUGUGGUUUCUCGGGGACGCAGUGUCUUAUUGGAACGGUAUUGAUCUUCUGGUAUUGAUUGGGAAAGGAAGAUGAAGAUCUUGGAUAGGUGAAAGUAGUACCAAAAGUGGAAAGAGGAUGCGUGCGUGUGUGCGUGCGUGAAAGGAGAGAAUGGACAAAACACGUGCGACUGAAAGGUUAAGAAAAUUAUUAAAGAUGGAAAAAAGACGUGUGAAAAAACGGGAAAAAGAACCACUAGCCAACAUAUGUCAUUCGAAUCGAAAUAAUCAUCGUUCGUUGUCGUGAUGUACGAGCAGGGGAGAGAGGAAAAUGAAAAGAAAAGUAUUCGAGCAGGGGUCAGGGAAAUCUCUUUUCAAGGUAAAUCGAUCGAUGUCGUAGGAACAGUGUCUCAUUUAAAGUAGUAGAUCGCUUUCUACCAAAAUGGAUAAAAUAAAAUAAAAAUAAAGUAACGUAAAAUAAUGGAACGGUUUAUGUGUAAUUCGAAAGUCGCGCCAGCUGCGUGAUGGGGAGCGCUUGAAGUGGCGCGAGAUUCGAAAAGACGCGCGAAUAAGGAUCUCUUUAAAAUACUCCUGGUUUUCCUGCUCGAUUCUCUCUCCCGAAAUAUCUUUUUUCUUAUUGUUUUUUCUUUUCGUUAUCUUGAUCGUACGUCGAAUCUCGCGUUCCCUUCCAAUAUGUGUCUCCACUCGCGAGCAAAAUAAACGAUUUUUUAUACAGUAGAAUUGUACCAAUUGUACCACAUAGGAAAGAAAAAAAUAAUGAUGUUCGUUGUUCACUGCUCUGGCUUGCUAGUAACAGCAAAACAUAAUAAUCGGGCCUCUCGGAGGCUGUUCGGACCAGGAGAGGCGCGAAAAAAAAAAACUAAAAAAAGACUGUUGACCAAUAACGAGCGUAAAUCAUUCAAGAGGAACUUGCUCCGGACAGUCCCCUUCGUGCCCCCCUGUAUGAAUCGGCAACAUUUCAACAUUGCAAGAUUAUUGGUGUACUUAUCACGCAGUUUUCUACAAAAUAAAGAAAACGAUUUUGAAAAAAA
Apis cerana (Asiatic honeybee) is the source of this 10789-nucleotide messenger RNA. RefSeq names its product serine-rich adhesin for platelets. Gene Ontology annotation, biological process: negative regulation of transforming growth factor beta receptor signaling pathway. Gene Ontology annotation, cellular component: early endosome membrane; Golgi membrane. Gene Ontology annotation, molecular function: R-SMAD binding. The record is from RefSeq and is a predicted model, not a curated record. Lineage: Eukaryota; Metazoa; Arthropoda; Insecta; Hymenoptera; Apidae.